CGGCGCCCACGCUUAUAGCUAGUACUUGAAUUAAACACACACACCCUUUCCUUCUUUUGUUUUCUUUCUCCUCCAAAACAGAGAACACACACAUACACUGUUCAUAACCAUGAUUUGGGUUCGCGGAGACUCUCUCGGCACUGGCAGCUUCGCCACUGUCAACAUAGCCAUACCCACAAAUACUUCCAUUCAUUUUCCUUCUCCCACCGCCGUCAAAUCCUCCGAUGUUCUCUCCUCGUCUAUGCUGAAAAACGAGAAGGAGAUACUCGAUUGCCUUGGAGCUUCCCCUUAUGUCAUCAAAUGUUUCGGCCAUGAUCACACUAUUGAAAACGGAGAAGAGUAUUACAACAUUUUCCUCGAAUACGCCGCCGGUGGUUCUCUCGCCGAUCAGGUCAAAAGACACGGCGGGAGGCUUCCGGAGUCUUACGUUCGGAGGUGUACGAGGUCGAUCGUCGAAGGUCUAAAACAUAUUCACGACAACGGUUAUGUUCACUGCGAUGUGAAGCUUCAAAACAUUCUCGUUUUUGAGAAUGGGGAUGUUAAGAUCGCCGAUUUUGGGCUCGCGAAGGAGAAAGGGGAGAAACAGGGGACGUUUGAGUGCAGGGGGACGCCGUUGUUUAUGUCGCCGGAAUCUGUGAACGACAAUGAGUACGAGUCGCCGGCGGAUAUUUGGGCUUUGGGCUGCGCAGUCGUGGAGAUGCUGACCGGAAAACCCGCGUGGGAUGUUCGCGGAUCGAAUAUAUGGUCGUUGUUGAUUCGAAUUGGGGUGGGAGAAGAAUUGCCCAAGAUUCCAGAAGAGUUAUCAGAAGAGGGAAAAGAUUUUCUUUUGAAAUGUUUCGUUAAGGAUCCAAUGAAGAGGUGGAGCGCUGAGAUGCUUUUGCAUCACCCUUUCGUUAACAAUGAAACGGUUUCUUUUCACAAAGUUAAUGAGCCGUUGCCGUUACCGUCUCCGUCACCGAGGACACACUUUGAUUUAACUCACUGGGCUUCCACCGUAACGACGUGGCUUCCGUCUUCCCCUGAUUCUGAUGAGUGGCGUAUGGCGGAAUUCGGGUCCUCGUGUUCGCCGGAGAAUCGGUUUCGGCGGCUGCUCACCGAUCAGACGCCGGCGAAUUGGUCAGAAUCGGAUGGCUGGACAAGCGUUAGGUGAAGUAGUUGGAAGUGCAGCGUUGAUUGUUCCAUUCCAUGGUCAUCAGAUCGUACGGGCCACAGUCGAUCACGUUCGUUGAUGCUCUGUAUUUCAUCAUUAGCUGUGAAUUAAGUAGGCAUAGGAGGAUUACUUGCCGCCACCUUUGGCCAAGUGUACAGAUAUUCAUUUUGUUGAUAUCACAAUUUUGUUUUGCUUUCAA
Messenger RNA from Glycine soja, 1349 nucleotides. Its product is annotated as mitogen-activated protein kinase kinase kinase 17-like. NCBI's taxonomy places the organism in Eukaryota, Viridiplantae, Streptophyta, Magnoliopsida, Fabales, Fabaceae. Gene Ontology annotation, biological process: protein phosphorylation. The record is from RefSeq and is a predicted model, not a curated record. Gene Ontology annotation, molecular function: protein kinase activity; ATP binding. The transcript has a single exon. Bases 110 to 1150 code for a protein of 346 amino acids.